Diaporthe amygdali is the source of this 1311-nucleotide messenger RNA. RefSeq lists its product as uncharacterized. NCBI's taxonomy places the organism in Eukaryota, Fungi, Ascomycota, Sordariomycetes, Diaporthales, Diaporthaceae. The record is from RefSeq and is a predicted model, not a curated record. Bases 1 to 1311 code for a protein of 436 amino acids. The transcript has 2 exons.
AUGUGCCCAUCAUCUGGCAUCAAUUCGGAUCGAAACAAGCAGCUAGAGUCAUCCUCAAACGACAAGGCUGGACUGCUGGCGUCCCCUCCCAUCCAGCUCGGCGUCCAAUCUAAGACAGCAAUGGUUUCCCUUCAGGAUGACCGAAAGGUGUUUCCCUCCAGCAAAUUGGAACGUCAGACCAGUCAACCCAAGUUGGACAUGCCGCCUUCACUCAGCCUCAAGAAUCAGCCCAAGGGCACAACAGAUGCCCCACAGCGCCCUCCCAUGAGGAUCAUGUACUUCAACACCAUCCCUGCUGAGCUUCGAAUCAAGAUUUACAAGAUGACUUGGGAACCGCGUCUUGUAACUAUCACCCGACGCUGGCUCGCUGGAGAAGACGACUUGCACCGCUGGAAAGAGCAUGCUGAGGCUGUAGGCCAGAUGGUCGACGAUUUGUUCGAGGAGGGUGAUGUGACAACGGUGACCACAGGCUCCGCUCAGAUGCCAGUGACACUCUGGAUCAAUGCCGAGUCCCGAAGUGAGACCCUCAGGCAUUACCAAAUCGCUUUCGCUCGUCCAAAAAAUGGGGACAGCCAUGUCUACUUUAACUUUGGCAUUGACAAGCUGCACAUUCCUCUGCAUGGUAGUUUGGUACGAUUUAUCAGCAAAGAGGAACUUGCCAAAGUCAAGGAACUGAUCCUCCCACGCAGGAUAAACGCGUAUUUGAGGCCCAUGGGAGGUUACAGGAAGUUAGAGCACUUGAAACCCUCCAUCGUCGACCUGGACAUCAAGCUCCGCCAAUUGGACGAGGCGGGACUGUCUCAAAGUCUGGAGCCUGACAACCCCAACAUCUUCGAAAACGCAGAAUUGCGUCGACUUGCAGAAAAAAUGCAACAAGAGAUUGCACAAGUUCACAGAAUCCCUCAUAUGCUCUCUUCAUUGUGUCCAAGCCUCGAAAAGGUCCACCUUCGGUCUGUUACGACCUGUCGAUGUUGGCCUAGCCUUCUCAGGUCACUCCAGUCCAGCCGUCAUGGGGGUGAACGGUGUCUCGUCUGUAGUUGGGACAGCAGGUGCGCUUCUGAGCUUGGAAUCCCUGUUCAGCGCGAGCAGUUGGCUUCGUACAAUGCCCAUGUGGCAGAGCUGGGCAGGGAUCGAGAGAUGCGCCUGGGACGGGUCACCGUUACAUGGCGUGCUUUUGAUGAAUCCGAAGCGUCGAAGACAGGUGUAAAGGACGAUAUCAUGGACACAGUGGCUGACUGGAGCCACUUCGCGAGCGACAUGAAAUGCAGGUUGCUGGACUGCUAUGGCGGCUUGAUCCUCUUUGAGAUCUGA